CUAUUUGUCAUGGAUGGUCUUCCCGGUCCCCAGCAGUGGAGGGAACCUAGCAAGUCACAUCCGGGAAAGGGGAGUGCAAGGGGCGGAGCUCGCCCCAGAGAAAAGACCCCGCCUGCCACCAGCGUCCUACUGCGGCAACAUCACAGUCCUGCCGGUGCUCUCCGGGCCUCUCCAUCCAGAGAUUCAGUAGGAGAUGGCGGGCGAGGGAAUUGGGGUUCUGGAGCUGGCCGCCCAUCCGCCGCCUGGGCAAGAGCAGGAUGUGCGCCUCGUCCCGGCGUCCAGCGCCCCCGGAGCAGGGGCACACGGAUCCUCCGACCCCGCAGCCAGCCCCGGGACCACAUUGCCUGCCCCAGAAAACACUGGAGAGGCCCCCACCUCCAGCGUCCUGAGCCCAGAGGGCUGUAUGCAGGGAUGGGGGACUCAGGUGGGGACCGGAGGGAAGGCCCAGGAAGUGACGACUGAGGAGGCCACCGUAGCCGCGGAGAAGCCUGUGGAGGUGGGGGAGAAGCUGGAGUGGGUUGCAGAGGCCCAAGCAAACUUGGGGAUUCUGGACCUAGGGGCCCUUAUCGUAGACCCGCUGGAGGCCAUCCAAUGGGAGCUGGAGGUCAUGAGUGCCCAGGCUGACGGGGCCUACCUUCCGCUGGAGCGCAGGUUUGGGAGGAUGCGCCGUUUGCACCUAGCCCGCCGGAGCUUCAUCAUUCAAAACAUUCCAGGCUUUUGGGUCACUGCCUUCCUGAACCACCCACAGCUGUCAACCAUGAUCAGCCCUAGGGAUGAAGACAUGCUUGGCUAUUUGAUGAAUUUGGAGGUGAGGGAGCUCAGACACACCAGAACAGGUUGCAAGUUCAAGUUCCUGUUUGGGAGCAACCCCUACUUCCAAAAUGAGAUGAUAGUGAAGGAGUAUGAGUGUAGACCUUCAGGCCGGGUGGUGUCCAUGGCGACUCGCAUCCGCUGGCACCGAGGCCAGGAACCUCCGGCCUUGGUGAACAGGAACCGUGAUACCAUGCGAAGCUUCUUCAGCUGGUUUUCACAGCAUAGCCUUGCAGAGACUGACAGGGUGGCCCAGAUCAUUAAAGAUGACCUGUGGCCCAACCCUUUGCAGUACUACUUACUGGGGCAAAGGCCCUACAGAGCUAGACCAGGCUUUGCAAGGUGGUCGCCAGAGGCUCUACGUAGGCCCUAUGCGUUCCAGUCUGGCUAAGUCCUGCUCCAAUACAUGGCGCCUCCAUAGGACUACUCCUCUGCCUGUGAGCCUACCUAUGUUCAUGUCAGAGCUCUGCUGUUUGCUUCCUCUCUUGUGAAUUCUGGCUCUUCAGCAUGUUUGGUGGACUCAGGGCCAAAGUUGUGACAUUGUGUGAUCUCAUAUGCCACUGCAUUUAGAGUGGGCACCCAACGCUAUGGACUUGUACUACCAUCCAGUGCGUGGCCUGGAUCCACCUGUAAAACUUGGCCUUUCUACUCACUGGACACCGUUACCUAUAGGGCUUCACAAGGACCAGAGCCUGUUUGAGGCCUAGUGCUUCAAAGCUACAAUAUGCUGGGCUUCACAGCUGUGCCGCCGACUGUCCCAAACUGAGGCUUAUCACCCAAGAGGAAGCACAUGUGGUCCUGGCAGUCAACCAGACUUGGAUAGCCCAUGGCUCCAGGACCACAGAGCAGUUUCCUAUUCACUGGAUUGUUGGGCAUCUGCAACCUGGGCAACCAGAUGAUCAGACAUGGGUGAGGCCUAGGGCCUGAAGCAAUGGCCGGUGCAUUGUCGUGAUCAGUACUGUUCUUUAUAUCCUGUGUGUGUCCCUCUCAUAGACUGCUGUUGGCUUGUGAAAACCCACGCUGUGCCCCACCCAUGCCUGGCCAUAGCCUUUCUGAGGAAUUUUGCCUAGCCCACCAUCACCCCUGCUGCCUGCUCUCAGGUCCGUAAGGGCCCCUUGUUAAUAUAAUGAGAGCUCCUAAUUCCAGAGAUUGCACCGGGCUGGCAUAUCUGGGCAUGUGCUCAAGGUAGGAGCCUUCCUACCUGAAGCCUCACUUCUAGACCUUCACAGAAGUCAGACCCUUUGUCAGUUUCUCCUUCACCUACCUGGUUUUAAGCUGCUAGGUUGUAAAGGGAGAGGGGCUUUCUGGCCGUGUGGCAUACACUGGCAUAGGUCUCACACGGUUUUUAAUAGGACAUCUCUGAAAUGCAUUUUCCAAAUAGCUAAGGAGACAUUUCUUGAAUCCGCCUGUCUUAGGGAUUACCAGUGCUCCCUGCCCCCUCGCCCUUGCAAGGCUUAGAAUAGUCACAGUGUACAGUGCAACGCUGGGACAAGACAACUAAUCACUUCAUUUUACACUGUGUUCUUUUAAAGAAACUUUAGUGUCUCUUCUUUGCCUCCCCUACCCCUUGUGGGUUUAUCGAUAAAAGAGGCUAAACUGCCCUGCCCCUCCGAGUCCCCUCCAGGUUGUCUCUGUCUCAUGAAAGGCCUUCCUUUCUGCUCCCUAGGACUUGGAGACAUAAAACAAUGGGGAUGGAGAACCCUCAGUCUUUGCUAGCUUGCACCCUUCCUUCCUUCCUUCCUUCCUUUUUUCCCUUUCUCUCUUUUGAUUCACCAAUAUAUUUUGUAAAUUAGAAGAGAAACAUAAUACUGUCACUUUUUGGCUGUUUUCUGGUCCAGUUAUGAGCUUGUAUGGACAGAAAGUUAAUGUGUUCUUCAUUUUGUACCUUUUGAGUAAGACCCAUGCGUCUCCUCUGCUCUUACUGGAUGACUGAGCUGUACAGGCUUGUGUGUGUUUUGCUGAGGACGUUUGUGAGAUGGCCACUGUAACUGCUCUGUGCCACUUGGACAUUUGUGACUACUCACGGCUGUUAUUGAGUUGUGGCUUGGUGCUGUAGAGUUUGAAUCUGGUGAUUUUGUGGAACUUAAUGCUGGCCAUUGUUGCUGUGUUCUGUGAGAAUAACCCCCAGAAAGAACCUGAAACCCAGCAUCUUCUGGGCCCUGCAGACCAUGUUGUAACAGACAUUUUUGUUUCCAGAUGGAAAAAUGUUCCUAGGUUACUUUGUGUAGUCAGAAGAGGGUUUGUGGCACUUUAUCUGCAACAUGAUGAUAAAGAAUAAAAACCUUUUGAUCUAGGGAAAUUAGACCAUGUUAUUCCCUGGUCUAAAAGCUUCUAUUCAUGAACAGGCAAACACAGGAACCUCCCAGGCCUUAUCACAGCUGCCCAAACCUGCCUUUGCCGACCCUUGUGGCCUCUCUACCACCUCCCUCAGUUCAUUGGUUUCUCCCGCUUCCCCCAACACACACACACAUGCACACACACGUGCGCACACGCACGCACACACACACACACACACACACACACACACACACAAACACCUUGUCACUCCUGAGAAGCUUCAGAAGUGUCCAGCUUCAGGAUUUUGCACUAGUUUUUCCCUCUUUCUGGAAAUUUUCUUCAGAUAUGGGCCUGGUUCCUUCAUCAAGUCUCAAAUACCCUCUCUUUGAAAACCUUUCCUACACCCACCUUGGGGAUAUUCUCUUUAUUACAUGUAGCUCUGCAGUGACGUUUUCACGCCUCCUUUCUUCGCUCGCUCCCAUGAAAUCAGGAGAGCAGGGACCCAUCGGUCUGCUGUUUUGCUCACGGGGUUCUCUGUCCCACAUCCCCUGUUAUCAGCAUGAAUGAGUGACUUAUCUGAGUGUGCUGGAGUGCAGUGUGAAGUUCUGACAAGAUAAGGAACAAGGCAUGGCUCCUGCCCAAAGACUGCAGUUGGGUGGAGAAGGGUGGGGUGAUGAGGGGUGACCAUACAGUUUGCCAUCCCACUGGAACACAUAUGCAAAUGAAAAAGUCACUCCUAGAAAUCACCAGGCCAAGGAGAGAGCCUAAUUCAGUCCAGCAUGGCCAGCAGUUUACCCACGCUGAAGAUGAUGGGAGGUGGGAGGCUUCUUUAAUAUAGGCAUUCUGGAGAAUGUAGACCAGACUGGCCUCUGCCUCCCAAGUACUGGAAUAAAGGCCUAAAGGUGGCCUUGGAGGAGUAGGCAAAAGUUUAAGAAGGAGAGCUCUGACUGGGGAUGUAGAUCAGUGUGAGCUCUUAGUAACUUAGCUUGUGUGAGGCUCUGGUUCCAUCCCAGCAAUGUAAAUAAAUACGAACAAAAUGUAAGUCUGGAGAAGGGAAGGGACAUUGUGGCAGGGCAGACAGCAUAAGCAGACAGACACCAAUGUGUGCAAAUGCAGUCUGUUGAACACAACUGCUGCUGGAGAUGUGUAGAGCCAGGCAAAACUUUAUUCUCUGGAUAGCAGCGAGGAGUGUCAGGUGUGGCUCACAGGGAGCAAGGAGGGAUCCCCAGUAUCUUCAGUUGGCCUUAUCUGCCUCUCCAGUUUGUAGCUCUUCUUGGAAGCCUCCAACAUUCCCACAGUAAUCUUUUAUGCAGACCUGUCUGUCGUGGAACUCACUCUGUAGAUCAGGGUGGCCUUGAACUCAGAGAACUCUGCCUGCCUCUGCCUCCUGAGAACCAGGAUUAAAGAGGCGCAGCACCAGCUGGUCAGUGGUGGCAUUGUAGGGACUGGCAUGCCAUGGUAUUUGCCUGAUUUGAGCCUGUUGAUUGUCAGGUCCACUCUGGUUCCUGCCUAAUUUGGGGCUGAGCCACCUUGUGCCCUCCCCAGUUCCUGGAUGGUGGCACUAAAGUUAAACAGGUGCUUUACCUAUUACACAGUCUACCAGGCUUCCAUCACACUGCUCAGCCCUGUGCCCUGUGCCCUGCCCUUGUGGAGCGUGAGCCUUACCCACACAAGGAACUCUUGCUUCUAUCAUGUUUGUUUAUUCACACUUUUUUUUCUUUUUUCUUUUCUUUUCUUUUUUUUUUUUUUUUUUUUGAGACAGGGUUUCACUGUGUAGUCCUGGCUGUCCUGGAACUCAUUCUGUAAACCAGGCUAUCCUCGAACUCACAGAGAUCCACCUCCUGAGUGUUGGUGUGCACCACCACUGUCUAGCUGUUUACCCACACAUCUUAACACCCUCUCUGUUUGGGCCCCUGCCCUCAGCUCAAGGGUCCAAUAGCCAUCAGCACUUAUGGAAUACCUACUGUGUCUUGGGAGUCUACAUGGCUACAAUACCGACAGUGGCUCCCUUUACCUGAGUCAGCCCAUGUCUUUCUGUUCCAAACCCUCCUGGGGCUCGGAUCUUACACGACAAAAACAAGCUGGCUCUACUUAGCCCACAAGACCCUGAAGACCUGACCUUGGCUUUCCCCUCCUUCAAACAGCCUUCCAGCCACAAGUCUCCAAACCUGGGCUUUGCCAUCCUUCUCUAGAUAUUUGCAUGGCUGGUUUCCUGAUGUGGGAUUCCCCUCUGUAUGUUGGGAAUAUGUUUUAUUACCAUUGGUUAAUAAAGAAGCUGUUUUGGGCC
This is a messenger RNA of Myodes glareolus (Bank vole), 5374 nucleotides long. RefSeq names its product putative testis-specific Y-encoded-like protein 3. Gene Ontology annotation, biological process: nucleosome assembly. Lineage: Eukaryota; Metazoa; Chordata; Mammalia; Rodentia; Cricetidae. The record is from RefSeq and is a predicted model, not a curated record. Gene Ontology annotation, cellular component: nucleus.